Messenger RNA from Zootermopsis nevadensis, 2297 nucleotides. Lineage: Eukaryota; Metazoa; Arthropoda; Insecta; Blattodea; Termopsidae. The record is from RefSeq and is a predicted model, not a curated record.
AAAACUAUAAAAUCAUUUGUAUGCGAAUUUACGAUUACGUCACUAAAUGAUUUAGAAAACACUUAUUCACGUACAAUUAUAGUUUGAGCAUAAUAAGCAAUGAACUGGCAUCGAGCAAUCUAGGUCACACGCACCCGCGUUUUUGCUCAGCUUUUAUUCAAGGACGUCAUAUCAUACACGUUGACAGUAAAAAAUUAUUAUUCAUUUAUUAAUUUAUUUUUACAAUAGUUAUUUGUUCAAAGUAAAUCUAGUUGUUCACAAUUUAAGUUCAUUUAUUGACAAUUCCCGUCCGCCGCAGUGCGUACAAGACACGAUCCUUCAGGUAUCGCUUAUUUCUCAGCGAGGACAGGAAUGCGCUGCAGUGCUGCAGGAAAGUGAGAAGAGGCGGCAGGUUAAUUUCGGUCUGUAAAAUGGAUUGGCUUCUUUCGUCAUUAGAUAUUUUAUUUGAUUUUCCAAGAUGGUAUGUAGGUGCAAUCGUCGGAACAGGAUUUUUUACAUAUUAUCUGCAUGAAGCGGUGAAGCAACCUGUUCUUGCUUGUUCGAAUGGAAAAUUUAAGGAUUUCUUGCUUGCACAUGUACCAAUACUGCGAGAAAAGUAUUGGCCAACAUUUUGGUGUCUUGAAUCGAGAGCACAGACUGUAUUUGCAAGUCUACUUCGGUCGAGGCUUCUUCCUAACAUAAAAUACCAGAGGGAGAUCUUGAAGUUGAGUGAUGGUGGACAGGUGGCAUUGGAUUGGCUGGAAGAAGGCUGUCCUACCAAUGCACCAAUUAUCAUCAUUCUUCCUGGUUUGACAGGGGAAAGCCAGGCAGAGUAUGUUAAGUGCCUAGUAAAUUCAGCCAGCCGCAUCAAGUUAAGAGUGGUUGUCUUCAACAAUAGAGGUCUUGGUGGGAUUUCUUUGAAGACACCAAGAACAUAUUGUGCUUCAAAGUGUGAUGACUUGUCAGAAGUUGUAAAUCAUAUUAGGUCUCUGAAUCCAGGGAUCCCCCUUGUAGCAGCUGGUGUUUCUAUGGGAGGACUUAUAUUGGGCAACUACUUGGUAUCACAGUUUUCUAAGCCAGACAAACCAAUCUCAGCUGCUAUGGUAAUAUCAGUACCCUGGAAUGUAUUUAAAGGCACAGAAAGCAUUGAGAAACCAGUCCUCAACUUAUUGUUGAAUAGACAUCUUGUUGGAGGUCUCUGUAAGAAUAUUCAAAGAUUAAAACGUGAUAAAGUACCCCAAGGACCAUGGGAUCUGGAAGAGGUUUUGAAGAGCAAGACAAUACGGGAGUUUGAUUCAUCUUACACCACAAAACAGUUCGGCUACAAAGACGUAGAAUCCUACUACACAGAUGCCACUAUCCAUGACAAACUACACAAAAUUGAAGUUCCAUUAUUGUGCCUCAGUGCAGGGGAUGAUCCAUUUCAGCCUUUGGAAGUACAAUUGUUCAUUAUCAUGAUUGCUACUCAACAAUCUACCCAGGACAAGUUGCAGCUGAUAUUUAUUUUUUUAUCAUCCCUGAUUAUUUACAAUCUGUCCUACAUGGACUUUCAGUAAAUCUUCUGACAUUGUCUAAUGAUGUGCGGAAUACAUGUCCAGUGACAAUCUUCCUUAAUAAUUAACUUAACGGUACAUUACUUGUGGCUUGAGUGGGAUUCGAACCCACGGUCCCAGUGACCAAGCGUCACAAUGCCCACGCCUCAGACCCCCUGAUAUUUAUUUAGAAUGAAUAAAAUGAUGUAUAAGGAAUAUCACUUAUAAAAACUGAUUUACAUAUGCAGUUAAACAAGUCAGGAUGGUAGUCUGAUAUAUGUGUAAAUCACGACUGAUUCCACUUUCACCAUUUUACACCCUCCAUAAUUGAUACAGAGCCUUUAAAUAAAUCUGUAGUCUAUCAGCUGUAACAUUUGUUAAAAUGAUGGUUCAUACUCAACAUUUGAUGUGGCUCUCACACCCGAAAGCCAAAGUUAUACAUUACAAAAUUCUCAAGUACAAUAUGCAUCAUGCUAUUAUUAAAUUGUAAAAAAGUGACAUUCUUAAAUAUUACAUAUUUUUUUCAGUUUGAUUUUUAUGUAAUGUAUAGUAUGGUUCCUGUGAACCAAACUGGAUUCUAAAAUGAAUUCUCAUUACACUUUCAAGUUAAAUCUUUACUAAAUUUAAAUUCAUCAACUGUCAGGACUUGAAAAUUUAGAUAGGCAGACAUGAUUUCCACAUAAUAAUUUUGUGCCCUUUAUGGACAUAAUGAUGCUGGCCUUGUAAUCCUGGGAUCCCGGGUUCGAUUCCCGCCGGUGCCCGAAUUUAUAACUUGUGUUGGGCGAG